CAACAAAAAUGGUCUUGAAACCACAACUGCUUAUCAGCGUGUGUGUGAUAGGUUAAUUAUUAUCCUUCAUUCGAGUCUGACGAAGCCACGAAACCAUCUGCUCCAGAAUAGAUAUCAACCAUGGCUAGCAUAAAAAAACGUUUGAUCGUAUGUUGUGACGGCUCUUGGGACGAUGGACAUGAUGAUCGUGCGACCGACGCAGCUCAAAGCAAUGUUUCGAAACUGGGUAUCUAUCCAAUCGUUCAAUCAUAGUCUCUUGCGCAAGUUUCUCGAUGAUGGGGCUGAUCGAGCGAGCCUUGAAGUAGCUCGAUGCAUUUCUCCCGAAGACCGACAGACGUUUCCGAAUCCGACCCCUCAAAUCGUUUUCUAUCAAUCCGGCCAGGAAUAUGGCUUGACUCUACAAGCAACUUCAUACACCAGCUUCUUAGUCAACCAAAUCCGAGAUGCUUAUGCUUUCCUUGUGCAACAUUACAUCCCUGGUGAUGAGCUCUUGCUGUUUGGGUUUUCUCGAGGAGCUUUCAUCGCAAGGACGAUUGCAGAGAUGGUAGCCGAGAUCGGAAUCCUCAACAUGGCGGGGAUGGAAGACUUCUACCAAGUCUUGGCAGCCUGUCAGUUGUUGCAUGCGAAAGGAGACAGCGAUAGGGUCGAGCGGGGGAGGGCUUCUGCACAAGCAUUCCUGGACGAAUAUUAUCAGGGUGGACAAAAGCAAUUAAGAAGGAUCUCCGAAGGGUCCCUGAAAUGUGUGGGCGUUUGGGAUAUGGUCGGCGCAUGCGGUCUGCGUGAGUUUUCGUGA
Messenger RNA from Puccinia graminis f. sp. tritici CRL 75-36-700-3, 793 nucleotides. RefSeq lists its product as uncharacterized. The record is from RefSeq and is a predicted model, not a curated record. Lineage: Eukaryota; Fungi; Basidiomycota; Pucciniomycetes; Pucciniales; Pucciniaceae. The transcript has 3 exons. The coding region runs from base 173 to 793 and encodes 206 amino acids.